CGAGCAGUUGCGCGCUGUGUACAACGAAAACGAAAUGGAAUUACUUUCCCAAUCGUGGUAUAAAACAGCACUACGGGCAUGGAGCUUGUCUUAUUAGUGUUUAGUGUCAGAUCUCGCAAAGAUGUGCGCCGGGAGAUCUAAAAUGUUUCAAAAAUCGACAACGUUGUCGCCUUUAACGCGGUUCGCGUUCUACGCAAUCGUACUACUGUUACUUUCCUGCUCCACCCAACGCGCGUCGUCAAUGUCACUCGAACGUUUGGGUCUCGAUCAGAAUGACUUGAAUUCGGCGGCCAUUGCACCCGCAAACAAUUAUGAAGAGCAAACGGAAACAGAUAAUGGUGCCACUGACAUUGUGGUGGAUGAUAUGGAAUUAGAAGCUGUGCCCACUAACGGCAAUACGGAUACCUAUCUGUUAGUGCCAGCCAGUGGUGCCGCCGAGCGUGAAAGUGUUGAAAAAAAUACAAUUGAAAGUGUGGGUGAUUCAAAUGGUGUUGCCGAAGAGCCACAACCCAACGAAGCAACAGAUAUGUUGAUGGUUGAAUCCAAUGAUGCGCCUAUGCAUGUGUCCUUGCUUGCCGUGCCCGCUGAACAAAGUGAAUUGGCUGAUGCGGAUCAAGUGGCGAAAGCGGAAGAAAUAAUUAACGACGAUGAAAGUGUUAUGGACGAACAACUACCCAACUUAGAUGAUAAAAUUUUGGAGAUUCCCAUCGAACCGGAACUUCAAGAAGUCGUACCCGUAGUCGCUGUAGAAGUACCAGUAGAAUCCAUUGAAAAAGUGGAUAACGGACCCUCAUCCGUGGAGGUGGAACAUGGUUCACGUAAUGAGGAUAACGUUAGUGCCGAACAUGAAACCAUAGCCGACAUGAUCGCCGAUGCGGUGUUGGAAGUCGAAAAAGAUAUGGAGAAUGCGUACUCGGCUGAUGAGCUGCCAAGUAAUGUACUGCCAGUUGAAAGUGAAAUAUUGGACGAAAGUCAAGCGAAUGCUCAGAAAAACGAAGAAACUGACAAUUUCCAGGAAAAUGCGGAGCAGGAUGCUAUCGAAAAUUUAUCUGCAAUGGAAGAGGAAUUGCUCCCCGAAAUCAUUUCAGUGCCCGUGGAAGCAGUGCACAUUGAGCAAGAGAAGAGUGAAGAAAAUACCGAACCUUUGCACAUAAGUGACAGCACAGUAGAAGAUGAGAAUUUAGAGGAAAACGAAAUUAAAGAAGAAGCAAAGGAGCAUUCUGUAGAGAAUAAAAUUACUGAAGAGUCAGCAAGUAAACCCGAUGAAAUUAUUGCAAAUGUAGAGCCAGGGCCAGAACACGUUGUGGAAAUCCAACCAGAAAGCACUAUUAACGAAGAUAAUCCAAAUGUGGAAGAGUUAAGUGUGUUAACCGAUACUAUUAUUCAAAGCCAAAGUGAAGAAAAUAAGAUCGCAAAUAGCAAUCAAGAACCUGAAAACAAAAAUACAGAAGAUUCGACUAAAAUAGAAAAAGAAAAUGUUUCAGUGCUUAAGGACGAAAUAAAAGCAGACGCCAGCGAAGAUGGUGUAAUGUCUGAAGAGCAUGAAGUGAAUCCCAUGGUGGAAGCCAUUGAAAAAGAAAUUGAUGCCGACCUAGCUGAACGGAUUGCAGAGGAUAGCAAGCUUGAAGAAACCAUUGCUGAGGAGAUGACACCAAACGGAGACCAUGUAGAGGAUAAUAAACAAGUUGAAAAAAUUACAGAGGAUAAACAUACUGACGAAACUCAAAUCGUUGAGGAAGUACAACAAACAGAAAACGAUCAGAUUGCAGAGGAAAGUCAAACAGCGGAAGAAUUGCAAGCUAUUGAAGAAAUACAAGCCCCUGAAGAAAACCAGUUGAUCGGAGAAACUCAAAGUCUUGAAGAAAACCAAUUAGCCGAAGCAGCGCAAAAAACUGAGGACAACCAACAGCAAGUAACAAUGGAUAACACCAACGUGGCAGCCGAAGCAAUAAUGCCAGAAGCCGCUAACCACCAAUUAGAUGAAAUUUCGCAGGAUGCUAUGGUAAUUGAAGAAAGUCUGCAAGAAGAAAAUAUGGAAAAUUUGGCGGAAGAAACGUUACCAGUGGGAGAAGUGGCGGAAAUAGCUACACCAGAAGAAAUUCCUGCUGAUAACAUCGCUGAGCAAGAACCAACGGCUGAAAAUGUUGAAGAAGACAAUAAGCUUGAGGAAGCUGCUAGUGAAGACAUUAAAGAAGACGCGCCAAUUGUAGAGGAAUCGCAACAAGAAGAAAUUAAAGAAGAACAAGUGGAGCAACAAGUGUCUGAGGCCAACGGUGAGCUGUCAGAAUCGGAACAAAAGCAGGAAUUAAAUAAAGAAGAAGAAACUGAAGUCAACCAAGCUGAUUUAAGCGAAUCUACAGUGCAAAAUAACAGUCAGCAAAUUACAGAAGAGAAAUUGGAAGAAGAUUCUGUACCAAUAGAAGAAGAAGCAGCACACGAAACGCAGAAAAUAGUGGGGGAGAAAUUGGAAGAAGUGAAAAAACUAACAGAGACCGAAACACAACCCGAAGCACAAAACUUUGGAAAACAACAGGAACAAGAACAACCCAUACCAGCUGCAGAGUUGGUGCAAAAAGAGGAACAACAGCCGGAAACACCAAUACAGCUUGUAGAAAAUCAAGAGCAACAACAAGAAACUCAGGAGACCACGUCCGAAGAGCUGCUACAGCAGGCUGUAGCGGGGGAAGCUCAAGAGAUCCUGUCUGAAGAGUUGCAACAGUCGGUUGAGGAACAAGAAGUCCAGGAGGCUGAGCAAACUUUGCAACAAGUAGCAGAGCAACAACCAUCGAAAGAAGCCGAGGAAACCGUAAAUCUACAACAAGCAGAAGAACACUUGGAAGAGCAAGUUCAGUCGGUGAAGCAAGAAGAACCCGCUAUUCAACAACAGCAGGAACAAGAGAUCGCAGAAGAACAACCACAAACUGAGGCACAAAUGCCUGAGGUUCAACAAAUACUCGCCGAUGCACCUGCACAAGUACCGUUUGGGCUUGUUACGGAAUCGCUGAGCAGUGCCCCAAUCGAACCCACCAAUUCGUUGCUAACAACGAUCAUACAAGUGCCACAACAACAACAACAAAUUCCACAACAACCAUCACCAGUAAAAGUCGAAAAUGACAAAGCACCAUUAACGGCAACACUUGUCGGUGUCAACAGUCCACCCGCCGCUGCAGCAGCGUUCACAGUAGCACCACUAAAUGUCAUGGAUAGUGUGCUCAAUUAUGUGAAUGCCUCAUUUAUGCAACUCAAUGGCAACAAACAACAGUUAACCACACAAAAUCUAAAGGAUGACGAUGACGCUGAUUUAAAUGCACAGUUAAGACGCUACGAUGGUGCUCAGGUCUGGAGAAUUGUUGUGCAAAGUGAUCACGAUAGGAAAAUGGCGGAUGAGCUGCAAACUAAAUACGGUGGUCAACUGUGGAAGGAGGUGAAACAAGAGGUCGAUUACUUGUUGAAGCCACAAGUUUUGAGCGAAGCAGCACAGCAUAUACGCGCCGCAAAUCUGUCACGAAUCGUUCUCAUCGAUAAUUUACAAAAUGUCAUCGAAACGGAAAAUCCCAGCGCAGAGGAAAUCGCACAAUACCAGAACCGAAAGGGACAUCGCUUAACUUGGAAGGCCUAUCAUCGUCUCGCAGACAUACAUGGUUUCUUUGAUACAAUGGCAAAAACAUAUCCCGAUAUUUGCUCUGUGGAAACAAUUGGCUAUUCCAUACAGAAACGCCCAUUGAAAAUCUUAAAAAUCUCCAAUGGUAAUCCUGGCAAUCCUGGCAUCUGGAUCGAUGGUGGCAUGCAUGCACGCGAGUGGGUUAGCCCUGCAACAGUCACAUAUAUUGCCAAUCAAGUGAUUGAAGAUUGGGAGAACUUGCCCGAAUAUAUGCGCAAUGUCAAUUGGUACAUACACGCUGUGGCUAAUCCCGAUGGUUAUGAAUACUCACACACCACCGAUCGUCUCUGGCGCAAGAAUAUGCGUUCGCAUGGUCGUCAAUGUCCGGGUGUUGAUUUAAAUCGUAACUUUGGUUACAAAUGGGGCGGCAAGGGUACAUCGGCAAAUCCAUGCGCACAAACUUAUCGCGGCAGCAAAGCCUUCUCGGAACCGGAGACAUUCUAUAUUUCGAAAUUCAUUAGCAAUUAUCCACGUGACACCUUUAAAGCGUUCCUUUCGUUCCACAGUUAUGGCCAGUACAUCUUGUAUCCAUGGGGUUACGAUAAUCAUCUAACUCCCGAUAAAGCGGAUUUGGAUCGUGUGGCGCGUCAAGCAGGAACGAAAAUCACAAAGAAGUCAGGUGGCAAGUAUACAGUCGGCUCUUCAGCGACCACUCUUUAUCCAGCAGCUGGCGGUUCGGAUGAUUGGGCCAAGGGCUUUGCUGGCAUCAAAUACUCCUACACAAUUGAAAUGGGCGACACAGGCCGUUAUGGUUUCGUGCUACCCGCUAGCCAUAUCGAACCUAACGGUAGGGACGGUUACACUUUCGCUGAGACAGUGGCGCGCGCUAUCACAAGUGGCAAAAAAUACAGUCGAAAACGUGCCUUGUAAUUAUGGAUUAGUGUAAUUCUCUAAAUUAAUUUAACAUAAUUUAUUUAUUAAUUUAAUAUUUAUUUAUUGCGAUGCUGACUUAAAGAAGCGUGACCGUAAAUCUACUUAAUUAACUAAAAGAAAGUAAAGGGUAGUCCAACAAAAGCCAAUUUAGCUUAAUAACGAAAAUGCCAAUUAAAUUAGUGUUUAUUUAUUUAUUAUGCGAAAUAUUUAUUUAUUUAUUGUAUUUGUAAAAGAAAUUUAUUUGCGUAUUUAUGUUGUACUGGCAUAAAGUAAGUGGAAUUUCGGCCGAUUAGUUGAAUUUAAAUGGGCUAAACGUUUGUUAAAACAAAUGAAAGCGUACAGAAAAUCCAAGUGAAUAAUAAAAUGAAAUGAAAUUGAAAAUA
This is a messenger RNA of Bactrocera oleae (olive fruit fly), 4917 nucleotides long. RefSeq lists its product as uncharacterized. Gene Ontology annotation, molecular function: metallocarboxypeptidase activity; zinc ion binding. Gene Ontology annotation, biological process: proteolysis. The record is from RefSeq and is a predicted model, not a curated record. Lineage: Eukaryota; Metazoa; Arthropoda; Insecta; Diptera; Tephritidae.